AUCCGAUCGGACCGGACCGGAUGGCGACAGAAUCCGAAUCGUUUCCCAACGACAGUUUCCUGAGUAGCCCCAGACAAACAAAUGGAGAUUAUGCGACUUUAGUCGAUGGUUUGAUGGCAGUGCUCAAGGUGUGUUCGUUCCCAGCGGAAAAACUCUUGUGAAAAUUUCGAAUAUUGUGAAAACCGAAAGCAACAAAGCGGCGUCAUGUACUGCAGUACCCGACUGCUCAGAUACGUUCUGUGUGUCAUCAGUGGCAUUUGUGCCCUAGGUGGCUGCCUGCUCAUCUGGUAUGGCGCCUGGCUGCUGGAGAGCCUCUCCGAAGAGCAUAGGAUAAUGGGCCUGGAUCACGGCGAGGAUCUGGCCGCCUCGCUCUGCAUCCUCCUGGGCACCGUCAUCAUAGUGGCCAGCAUCUUUGGCUCCGUGGCCAUGGCCAAGGACUCCAAGACCCUGUUGAUCUGUUAUGCAGUUUUGCUGGUCUUAUUACUAAUCGUUCAGUUUGUGAUGGUCAGCAUAAGUUAUGCCGCCAGUCGAGAGUCUCUUCCGGAUUCUCUGAGACAGGGAUUCGAUGACUUGUGGGAUUUGCAGCAUGACGGCAACAGCACACUAAACACUUACGAGGCGUGGCUACACUGCUGCGGUCGUAAUAGUGCCGAGGACUAUCUCCAUCUGGACAAGAUGCCUCCCCCGAGCUGUUGUCUCGAUCAGGACUGCUCGAAUAUAUUGGGUCUCUUUAUGGACGGAUGCGAAAAUAAGUUCAAGGAGUAUGUCAGCGGAAAGACCGCGAACUUCCACACUUUAAGUUGGUUCCUUAUACUCUUCGAGUUUGCCGGCUCGGUGACCACCUGCUACCUAGUAGACAGCAUUCGCAAUCAUCGCGACCGCAUACGAUUCUAUAAUUAAUUUAGUUUUAGGUGUUUCGCACGAACUGUAUUAUCGUUAUUCGUUGUGAGUAAUUUCCUAGCCAUAGAGCCCUGGCGAAUUGUGAUUGUAAUGUACGAUGAUUAAUCAAGUUAGUACUAAAGAUACCAAGUAUUCAUUCAUAAAACUGUAAACUGGCACCCACGCCUACAAAUAGUUCGAAACGAAAAUAAAUAAAAACCCGUUGCCAUUGACAAAACUUUUACAAGAAA
This is a messenger RNA of Drosophila subpulchrella, 1130 nucleotides long. Its product is annotated as protein late bloomer. Lineage: Eukaryota; Metazoa; Arthropoda; Insecta; Diptera; Drosophilidae. The coding region runs from base 205 to 900 and encodes 231 amino acids. The record is from RefSeq and is a predicted model, not a curated record. Gene Ontology annotation, cellular component: membrane. The transcript has 5 exons.